AUGAUAUUAUACUUUAUAGUAAGAAAAUAACAAAAAUAAAUACCUAAGACUCAACUUGAUAGUUCAACUCAUAUAGAAAUUACUUAAUUGGAAUAAAAACCAUAAAAAAGUUAUUAGAGAAUGAUCAAAAAGCAAUUGAAAAUAAACAUACCCAAUAGCUCAUUUGACCCUUGA
This is a messenger RNA of Paramecium tetraurelia, 174 nucleotides long. RefSeq lists its product as uncharacterized. The record is from RefSeq and is a predicted model, not a curated record. Lineage: Eukaryota; Ciliophora; Oligohymenophorea; Peniculida; Parameciidae. The transcript has a single exon.